This is a messenger RNA of Paramecium sonneborni, 734 nucleotides long. The record is from the annotation of a GenBank genome assembly. Lineage: Eukaryota; Ciliophora; Oligohymenophorea; Peniculida; Parameciidae.
AUGAGUAAGACUCAUUAAAGUGGAAUAUAAAGAAAUGGAAUUGGAUUCUAAAAUUAAUAAUAAAUAUACCAAUAAUCUCAAAUAUAAUAAUAAUCAGAAAUUAGAUAUUAUGUUUACUAAGACCUAUAAAACAUAAUAAAUUUAAUAUAUUCAAGAAAUGCUGUACUUGAACAUUUUCAAAAUUAUCCAAAUCAUCCAAUGGUUACUUUAAUUAAUAAUAAAAUACUUUUAUAAUUAAAUUUAUCAAAUACAAUACACUUUUGUUUAUAAUAAGAAAAUUAAAAGAAUAGAAAUUUAUCAAAUUUUUUGAUAUAAUAGAGAAUGAAUGCAAAUAGAAUUCUUAAAAAUGUUAUUGAUUCUAAUAAAUAAUAGAAAAAUUAAAGUCUAAUAUAUUAAAAUAAUCAAAAAUAGAUGAAUUCAUUAGAAAAUGAAUUAUAAAAGUACAAAUAUUUUUAUGAAUCAUAAAAUUUUUAAUUAAAUUAAUUUUAACUUCAAGAAACAGGUUUAGCUGCUAAAUUUGAUGAAUCAGUUUUUCCUAAAAUUUUUGAUUAACAAAUAAAUCAAUUAAAUAAUGGUUAAUUAUAAGAUAUAACCUCAGAAAAAGAUAUUAUAAAAAGGGCAGAGUAAUUAUAUUUAUAUUAUCUAGAUUGUAAUAAUAAAAAGUUAUAAAUAAUUUAUACUAAAGAUAUCCAAAUAAAUUCACAUAAAAAUUCUAAACCUUAUUAUUUGGUUGA